CCCAAAGUCACCGCGACGAGGUCCCUGGAGACAUUAUACAAUUCAGGAGGUAAAAGCAUCACCUGUUUGUCUGGACAGGGCUGUUUUGUGGACUGCAGAGCACAGAGAAGGAAGCAUGCCCACUGACCAGGAGCCCACCUACACUGUGAAGCUGCUGCAGCUGCUGCUGCUCUCCACCUACUGGGGAAUGCAGAUCUGGGUCACCUUCAUUUCAAGCUUCGUCAUGGACAACCACCUGAACAGACACACGUAUGGAUUUAUUCAGAGUCGCCUUGUUCCGUUCUACCUCCACCUGGGUUCAGCCUGCGCCUUCUUGAACCUCACCAUCUACACUGUGCAUCAUCCCAGAGACAUGCUGAACGACAGGGAGUCCUUUCAGAUUUUCAUCUUCUUUGUAUCGGUGACGGUUGCAGCCGUCAACGCUCAGUGGUUCGGCCAGAUGACGUCAGAGAUCAUGGCGGACAUGCAUCUUAUUGAACAGGCCUGCGGACUGGGUCAGGAUAUCGGACUGUCGUCCAACCGCGAAGCUUACGCCAAACUGUGCGAGACGGAUGCCAAGUACCGCAUCCUGAGCAGUCGCCUGUGGCUGUACAGACUGCUGUCGUCUCUGUGUAACCUCUGCUGCAUAGGCUGCAACUUCUACAGUCUCUGCUACAUGGCUGAGAACCUCGUGGGGCUGUGAAGCUGGACCGUUCAACACAAUCCCCACAAUCACA
Molecule: messenger RNA, 716 nt
Organism: Nematolebias whitei (Rio pearlfish)
Lineage: Eukaryota; Metazoa; Chordata; Actinopteri; Cyprinodontiformes; Rivulidae
Product: transmembrane protein 205
Exons: 4
Coding region: 116-682 (188 amino acids)
Source: RefSeq, a predicted model, not a curated record